AGCCUGAACGCGACUUGUUUGUUUCUUUCUUCCUCCUCCUCCUCGCAGCAUGAGAAAAAGAAACUUAUCUGAUACAGACACAAUUCGUGAGGCUUAUGUGUUCUAGCCAUAGACAGUAAAUAUUUUCAUUAUACCGUCUAUGCUUCUAAUAUGUGGAAGAUAUUCAGCAGUUUUUUUGGAGGUAAUAAGGAUCAACCGUCAGAAGUCAGUGUGCCUGGAGAUAAAUACCAUGGCUUACAGAACCAAGGAGCUACAUGCUACCUGAACAGUGUCCUGCAGGUGCUUCACAUGACUGAAGACUUCAAAGAAAGAGUCACAAGCCACACCAGAAAUAAUCCAGAGACAGGGUACAUUGACAAAGAGCUGAGUGAUCUGUUUCUUGAGUUAGAAGGAAAAGCUGCUUGUCCUGUUAACAUCACAAACAAGCUGAGGAUCAACAAUGUGAAUGUGCAGCAUGAUGCAGCUGAGCUGUAUGAGAAGAUUUUACGUCUGACAAGUCCAGAGGCAUCCCAGAUCUUCCGUGGAAAAUUGAUUAAUAAGAAUACUUGCCGGAAGUGUCAUGCUCAAAUCGAGACUGAGACAGGAUUCUGGCACCUUCCUCUUCCUCUCGGCAAUGGUGAUGACUACAGUGUGGAAAGGGGCAUUUUGGAUUUUUUCCGUCCUUCAGAGAUCAGUGGAGAUAAUCAGAUGUACUGUGAAACCUGUGAUGAAAAAUGUGAUGCUGUUCUGGAGUGUAAAAUGUUGCAUCCUCCAGAGGUCUUAGUGCUUCUGAUAAAGCGCUUUGAGUUUGACCUCACUCUUGGGAAAUAUUUACAAAGUUUUGUGGAUGUGCCCUUGGUGGUAAACAUUCAGAAUCAGAUCUAUGAGCUACAUGCUUUAGUUGAGCACUUUGGAGAGCCAGGAUCUGGUCGUUAUUUAGCUACAAUCAAGGGCCAUGAUGGAAGAUGGUAUAUGUUUGAGGACUUACAUGUCACAGUGUCUAGGAAUCAGUAUUUCCAGUCAUGUCUAACAGAAAGGUCCCAGACUGCGUAUCUACUGUUUUAUCAAAAACAGAAAGCUACUAAAUACAAUGGCCUACUGAACAUAGGAGCUACAUGUUACCUGAACAGCAUUUUGCAGGUACUGUUUAUGACUGAAGACUUCAGAGAGACUGUCAGAAAACAUGUCAUGAACAAUCCUGGGACAGAGCACAUUGACCGUGAGCUGAGUGACCUGUUUAGUGAAUUAGAAGAACAUUGGACUUACACAUACAACAUCACUAAGAAGCUGAAGAUAAACAAUGUGUUUGAGCAGCGUGAUGCUGCAGAGCAUUAUGAGAAGAUCCUACGUCUGACCAGUCCAGAGGCGUCCCAGAUUUUCCACGGAGAACUGACCAACAGAGUUAAAUGUCACUACUGUAAAGAAGAGACCAAAAGCACAACAGGAUUCUGGCAUGUCCCUCUUUCUCUAUUGGACUCAGACUGCUCUGUGCACAGAAGUCUUCAAGACUUCAUCCAGAGGGAGGUGCAGAUGUACUGCGUGAACUGUGAUGAAACACGUGAUGUUUCUUUACACUGUGAACUGGAGCAUCAUCCUGAGGUCUUGGUUCUGCUGAUGAAGCGCUUUGAGUACGACAGACAGAUGAGAUAUGUCAAAAACACCUGUGUGGUGGAGGUGCCCCACACUCUUCACAUGCCACUGCCCUAUGAGCUCUAUGCCUGUGUGGAGCACUAUGGAGAACUCAGAUUUGGACAUUACAUUGCAAGAAUCAAGUCCAAUGAUAAAAGGGAAUGGUACAUUUUUGACGACCUCUCAGUGAUUCCUAAUAUUUUCCAGGAGCAUCCUACAAUGAGAUCCCAGGAAGCCUAUUUACUAUUUUAUCAAAGACAAAAAGAUUCCUUCCCCGUAGAUGUCAAACCGGAUUCCACGCCAGAAACUCCACAAGACAAAGAUGAGGAACAAAACACUAAUAACAACCAACAGAACAAAGGGAAUGAAGAAAAUUUUUGUUGUGCAAUGGUUAGACCUGAAAUGAAGGAGGACCAUGAGCUCACACCAAAUAUUUUAAAACCAGAAAAAUGGAGGAUCCAGGAAAACACUCAAAAUAAGGAGAGACGAGACGAACAUGAGUUACACUGUGAGAUUUCGGACAGUGAAGAAAUAUGCCAGCCUGAUUUGGACCAGUUGGCUGAUUCCUUUAGCAAAAUGACAUUAACAGACAGGAAGGAUUCAUUAUUACAACAAGUUGACAAUAACAGAGGCAACCAAUCAUUAAUCGUUUGUAAUUGUGAGAUGAGAGAAGAGGAAAUGCGGUCAGAUAAAAAUUUUGAGAGUUUAAUGGAUCAUGGAGGUGAUCUUAUUGAUAGUUCCUUUGAAUCAAGCCCAUGUGAGAUGCCUGCUGACUUGAUGGACUAUAAACUAAAAUUCACAUUACGGCUGAAAGAUCGUGAGAGUCAUGAAAAAACAAUAGAUGGAGAUAGUUUACAGGCAAAAGUCACAACAGAAAGAUCAGAGGAGAAUUGCCAGCCAUAUCAUGUACAUUAUCCAGACAAUGAAGAAGACAAGAGGAGAACAGAAGCCACCAAAAGGUUUAUUAGGAACGAGGAGCAAGAAGGUUUGAGGCCGCCAGUGCCACAAAACAAAGAAAGAUCUGAGCAGAGAAAGCUAAGGCGAGAUAAACUAACUAAAGAAGGCAGUAGGAAGUAUGAUGGAGUUGAAAAAUUGGGUGUGGUCGAAGAAGGUGAUACAGAAACAAUCAGGUUAAAACCAAAGAAAAGACAGGACACUGAUGAGCUGAAGGCAGAACAAGAGCAAAAUGAAAGUGUCUUGAGUGAUAGCAAAACAGGAAGAAUGACACUGGUUUAACUUGUAACACAACACAGACAAUGCAGAAAGCUGUUGUUAAAAGUGUGACAUGAGGUGGUAUAAGGGUAGUCAAAAGUAUCAAACAUCAGAUAAUAAAACUAGAAAAACUUAGAAGAAGAAGAAGACCACAAAGACUAGCAUAUGCCCAUGGAUUACCUGGACAAUGGAUUACACAGUCCACAUAGUAAUAUCAAAAAAGUACUGUAAUUUAAUGUUGAAAAUGGCAUUUUAUUGUCUAAAUAAAGAGUAUUUUUAUCAUCA
This is a messenger RNA of Boleophthalmus pectinirostris (great blue-spotted mudskipper), 3105 nucleotides long. RefSeq lists its product as uncharacterized. Bases 151 to 2844 code for a protein of 897 amino acids. Gene Ontology annotation, cellular component: cytosol; nucleus. Gene Ontology annotation, molecular function: cysteine-type deubiquitinase activity; cysteine-type endopeptidase activity. NCBI's taxonomy places the organism in Eukaryota, Metazoa, Chordata, Actinopteri, Gobiiformes, Gobiidae. The record is from RefSeq and is a predicted model, not a curated record. The transcript has 20 exons. Gene Ontology annotation, biological process: protein deubiquitination.